Molecule: messenger RNA, 1832 nt
Organism: Salvia hispanica
Lineage: Eukaryota; Viridiplantae; Streptophyta; Magnoliopsida; Lamiales; Lamiaceae
Product: GDSL esterase/lipase WDL1-like
Source: RefSeq, a predicted model, not a curated record
CCAAAACUUAUGAAAAACCCAUUUAAAACAAAUUGGGUUGGUUGCUUUGAAGAUAAUCAAACACCACGCAACCUCCAUUAUUUUUAUCUACUCCUGCUCUGCUCAACGCCUCCACUCCAGUGAGGCAGUGACUCAAUCUAUCUUCAAAGGUAUUGCAACUUCAUUAUCUCAAGCCUUAACCAAUUAAUAAAUCACCAUUACUUAUUGUCACUUGGAAGAUAUUGAAGAAGAUUUCCAUAUUUAAAAGUACUAUGGACAUUGACACAUUAUUACGUAAUAUUUAAAAUUAAAAGCUAGUUUAUUUGUUGAUUUAUUUUUUAUAAUUCUUGGAGAUUUAGUGGAUAUUAUGAAAAAUAUAUUUUUUUCAAGCCUUGGAUGAUGUUAUAUUUGUUUAGGUUGAUGGAUGCUAAACUUGUUAUGGCUUUUUCAGUUUUUUGGUUAUUCGGUUUUUCAGUUUUUCUGAAUAUUUAUGUAAUUUCGUUUUUUUUUUGUUUUGUUUAGUUUUUAUGUUUAUCAGUUUAGGGUUUUUGAUUAAUUUAGUUCUGUUUGGUUUUGAUUUUAUAAAAAUUUUGAGUUUUCGGUUCGAUUCUGUUCGAUUUGAAAAAAAAAUUAACAGAAAACCGAACACUCAUCCCUAGAUAUUCCAUAAAAAUCAGAGCUGGUGUGGGAAUAUUUUUAUAUUAGUACUACAUAGUAGUUGUCUCUUGAUAAUAAACUUGCACUCCCUUGACAUUCCAUAAAAAGCAGAGCUGGUGUGGGAAUAUUUUUUACUAUAUUAGUACAACAUAGUAGUUGUCUCUUGAUAAUAAACUUGCACUCUCCCUGUUUCUCCCUCACACACUCACUCCCACUCAGUCUCUCUCCUGUGAUUACACUCACGGAGGAGAGAAGAUAUGGUUGGGCCGGGACGACCACAAUUUGUGCUAUUUGGAUCAUCGAUAGUUCAGCAAAGUUUCUCCAAUGGAGGAUGGGGAGCUAUUCUUACUGAUCUCUAUGACCGUAAGGCAGACAUAGUUCUGCGAGGAUAUUCUGGCUGGAAUUCGAGACGCGCUGUUCAAGUAUUGGACCUAGUUUUCCCAAAGGAUGCAGAGGUUCAGCCUUCAUUGGUUAUAGUGUAUUUUGGUGGGAAUGAUGCAGUGCACCCUCAUCCUAGUGGCUUAGGUGUUCAUGUUCCUCUUCCUGAAUAUAUUGACAACAUGAAGAAGAUCUAUUUUCAUCUCAAGAGUCUUACAGAUAAGGUCCGAGUAAUUUUUCUUACUUCGCCUCCCAUCAAUGAAGCACUGAUUCGUGAACAUUUUGGUAUUUUACAUGACAAACAAGUCCGGAAAAAUGAAACAUGCCGUAGAUAUGCUGAUGCUUUAGUGGACUCUUGCAAGCAGUUAGACGUUAAAGUUGUCAACCUUUGGACUGCCCUUCAGCAACGAGAAGAUUGGGCAACAACUUGCUUAACAGAUGGAAUCCAUUUUACAUCGGAAGGGAGCCAAAUUGUGGUGAAGGAGAUUCUGAAGGUUAUAAAAGAGGCUGACUGGGAACCUAACCUCUUUUGGGAGUCGAUGCCGAUUGAAUUUUCUGAAGAUUCGCCUUAUUACAUGGUUCAUCCUUACAAUAAUGGUAAGACCACGAACGCCUCUUUUGGCAUCUCUAGUUGGAAAAUCAAGUGGACUGCUGAUAAUAUUCGCUCAAAGCUUUGAAACAUUAAGGGCUUUUAGUACUAAUCCAUCAUAAACUCUUAUGUAUUAUACGAUUGAUUGCUCACUCAACUAUUUAUGAUUUCAUGGAAUGUAAUCCAACAUAUGUUGCAUUGUGUAUGAUAAGAUUAUAAUUUUGAUAAA